CGGGUGUUGUAGGGGAAGAGCUGGAGGAGGCCAUUGCAAUAAAUAAAUCUCUUUCAGUGCUACAUGCUGUCAUUAGGGCUACAGCAGAUGAUGCGGAUGUGUUGCCCGUACGAGAAUCCAUCCUAACUCUCUAUCUUGCUUCGACUCUCACUGAUUGCUAUCUUCUCCUUAUUGCAACUGUAUCCGUGGAGAAAAGGGAUUAUGCUGAGACAAAGAACUCUCUUGACUUUGCAACCACGGCAAAAAGAUGUGCUCUGACAAAGAGCAAAAGCCGCGCAAGAGAUUUUCUUAUGAAUGGAACAAAUAGUUUUGAGGAAACCUACACGCAUUUGAUGAAAGAGGUGGAAACAUUACGUCGUCGUGUGUGCACACUUCAGGAGGAAGUAAAUAUUGAAAAGCAGCGCUCUGCUCUUGUAUCAAAGGAUGACAGUCUCAAUAAGACGCCCGCAAAGGCAGCCAACAGAUGUAAGGCCGAUGAUAAUUCUGUGCUAGUUGAGGAAAACCCCGAGGCUGCGAGAAUGCGCCGGCACGUCCUGGAGUUGGAGCGUCAGUGUGCCGUUUUUCAGAGCAUUUUGCGUGAUCGGGAAAAUGAGUUAAACGCAUUUGAAUCACGAGGGGAUAUUGCAGAGAAAGUACGUCGGGAACUACAGCAACAGGCGAGGGAAAGAGAAGAAGCGCAACGAGCUCUUGAAGAGGCGGCACCUCAGUUAGAAACAAGUGAAUUACUCCGGAAGGUGACUGACACGAUUGUGUGGAUGCAGGAGCAGCUGGAUGGUGUAUGUCAACAGAAAAAGUUCAUGAUGAAAGCAAUGGAAGGAAUGCGAUGUGAACAGCACCGGAUUAUGACGGAUCUUCUGGAGGCCCGAAAGAACGUUUUGCAGCUCGAAAAUGCCCAAGAGGAAUCAUUUCGGAAGUUUAACGAUGUUUUUGCUGAAAAUACGAAAUUGAAAGGUAUAAUUGAUGAACUAAAUUUAAAGCUUCUACGUGAGUAUGCCGAGCGUGCCAUUCGUGAGGAGACGAUGUCUUGGUUCAAGGCAUUGACUGAAAGAGAUGAGCAGUGUGAGCGAUUGAGAGCGGCCUUUGAGGAUCAGAGAAAUCUUUGUGACGUUCUUCAAAGUCGUUUAAAUAGCACAGAGCAGGAACUUGAUCGCAGCAGUAAACACCAAGGUGCACUUCUGCAGGAAAUGCGAAAAAAGGACGAAGCGUUUCGGACUAUUUGGCUUUUUCUUACUCCACAACAGAAGGCGCGAUUUAUGUCGUUUGGGGAUCAGAGUGAGGGUGCGAACGGUACACCCUCUUCCUCACUGCAUCAGGGCCACGAGAACGUACAGUUGCGGAGUCAAAUACGAACUGUGAAACGACAACUAGAAGAAGAGUUCUUGCGAAACAAGGAGCUGGAGUACAGAAUAGAAGAUUUGGAAAAGGAAAAUGAACUUCUAAAGAAACGGCUUCAGAAUUGCGAGGAUGAGUAUAAGAGUCUUGUUUCUCUUGAGCAGGAUUAUAGAGAAGAACGUGAACAUAUGGAGCAGCAGAUUGCGUAUCUUUUUACCUACAUUGAGGAACACAACGCGAAACAGCAAGUUUCUGAACGCCAACUUUGUGAGUUAAAGUCGGAGUGGGAGAGGUUGAAUGAAGAGCAUCGGAAUGCGCAACGUGAGGUGGUGGAGCUGACGGCAAAACUUGAGCAGGCAAAAGGGGAAAUUUGGGCACAGGGUGUCGACAACAACAAGCUUAAAGAUCGUUUGAAGGAGGUGAAGAAGCAGGAUGCGUUAUUAGCUGGCCUGCACCGUCAGUUGACCGCCACACAGCACAUCGGCGAUGAAGCUUCUCGACGACUCGGAAUUGCGGAUCGAAUGCAGCAGCAUGUGGCGUCAGAGGCUAAUAUUUACAAUCAUCAUGGUGAUAUUAUUAAACGGAAAGCCAUUCGCCGUAAUUCUGACACUCUGCUAAAGGCACUAAUGCAGCGUGUUGAUUCUGCACAGCGUGUUCGAGGCGCCGCCGUGCAGCCUCUGCCUCUAAACAAUCGCGUACAACGCCUCCGCAAUGAAGUGUCUCAACAGUUUCGACUUUGUGGUCCGUCCUCUCUAUCUUUCAACGGGACUGCGAGAACACGGGAAGAGUCCUUUGGUAGUAGUCACACACAUCACAGCGGUAGCCGUCGUCGCAAAAGGACAAUGCUGCACAAACCACACGAUCUGAGAUCGAAGCCACUGUUUCGCUCUUCGAAUUUUGUCGUUGCAGAGAUCCCUUCUUUUAUCAUUGAUAGGACGCGACGUCGUAAUAUGUAG
Messenger RNA from Trypanosoma cruzi, 2288 nucleotides. RefSeq names its product kinesin, putative. Lineage: Eukaryota; Euglenozoa; Kinetoplastea; Trypanosomatida; Trypanosomatidae. The annotation marks the transcript as partial. Gene Ontology annotation, molecular function: microtubule binding; ATP binding; microtubule motor activity. The transcript has a single exon. The record is from RefSeq and is a predicted model, not a curated record. Gene Ontology annotation, biological process: microtubule-based movement.